Molecule: messenger RNA, 1724 nt
Organism: Trichosurus vulpecula (common brushtail)
Lineage: Eukaryota; Metazoa; Chordata; Mammalia; Diprotodontia; Phalangeridae
Gene: SPG21
Product: SPG21 abhydrolase domain containing, maspardin
Exons: 9
Coding region: 249-1178 (309 amino acids)
Cellular component (GO): trans-Golgi network transport vesicle; cytosol
Molecular function (GO): CD4 receptor binding
Source: RefSeq, a predicted model, not a curated record
GGCGCGGCCCGGCGGCCCGGCACUGUUGGGCGCCGAGCGGAGCGCGGCCCUGGCCCGCACGGCUGCGCGCUCCACCCCCGGAGCCGGCCCCUCCCCCACCCUCCCUCGCUGCCUGUUGGCUCUGCUUCGGGUACGGACUGCGGGACAGAUCCGCGCCCAGGGCCCCCGGCGGCUCGCCACGAGAAGCCGGGGCUGGGAAGGGAAGUGGGGCCAGCCUGCGGCAGGGUUAACAGGUGUUUCAGCAAAUCAUGGGAGAGAUUAAAGUCUCUCCUGAUUAUAACUGGUUCAGGAGUACAGUUCCCCUUAAAAAGAUUAUAGUAGAUGAUGAUGAUAGUAAAGUGUGGUCACUCUAUGAUGCAGGCCCCAGAAGUAUCAGAUGUCCCCUCAUAUUUCUUCCUCCUGUAAGUGGCACUGCAGAUGUGUUUUUCCGGCAGAUUUUGGCGUUGACUGGAUGGGGUUACAGAGUUAUAGCACUGCAGUAUCCAGUUUAUUGGGACCAUCUUGAGUUCUGUGAUGGAUUCAGAAAACUAUUAGACCAUCUACAACUUGAUAAAGUUCAUCUUUUUGGGGCUUCUUUGGGAGGCUUUUUGGCGCAGAAGUUUGCUGAAUACACUCACAAAUCUCCCAGAGUUCAUUCCCUUAUCCUCUGUAAUUCCUUCAGUGACACCUCUAUCUUUAACCAGACCUGGACUGCAAACAGCUUUUGGUUAAUGCCAGCAUUUAUGCUCAAGAAAAUAGUGCUUGGAAACUUUUCAUCCGGUCCUGUGGAUCCUGUCAUGGCAGAUGCCAUUGAUUUCAUGGUUGACAGGCUAGAAAGCUUGGGUCAAAGUGAAUUGGCUUCAAGGCUUACCUUGAACUGUCAGAAUUCUUAUGUGGAACCUCAUAAAAUUCGGGACAUUCCUGUGACUAUUAUGGAUGUAUUUGACCAGAGUGCCCUUUCAACUGAAGCUAAAGAAGAAAUGUACAAAUUAUACCCUAAUGCUAGGAGAGCACAUCUUAAAACUGGAGGCAACUUUCCUUACCUUUGCAGAAGUGCUGAGGUGAACCUUUAUGUACAGAUCCAUUUACUGCAGUUUCGAGGAACAAAAUACGCAGCCAUUGAUCCUUCUAUGGUCAGUGCUGAAGAACUCGAAGUACAAAAAGGUGGCCUUAACGUUAGUGGUCAAGAAGAACCAUAGGGGUUUGUUUGCAGCUCAACAGCGAAUCCAUCGGCCCGGCUUCCGGUACAAUCAGGGCCCUCCAAUCUGCCUCUUUGUCCUGGGGUGUGGUUUUUGGAGGUUUUUUUGUUGUUAGCCAGUCUGUAAUGCAUUCUAUAAAAUGCAGUACUGGUGACAGUGAGCUCUCCAAGCCCGUGUAACUGCAUCUUUUUUUUGGUUUGACUUUUAGCUUUUGAAUUUAAAGAAAUAUCUUUGAAGCCUCCUAUUUUAAGAAUCGUGAAAAUUUUUGCUACCAAAAGUCUUCACCUCUGCAUUUAAGGGAACAUUAAUUUGUGGAGUUUUGGGGUGUUUUUUUUUUAAUGCUUUAGCUGUAAAUACUGCCAAUCCAGAUUGUGUACUCUAGAAGCUUAUUAUUUUUUAUCUAUUUUUGGUUAAAACUUGUUAAGGUGCCAAGGCUACCAUCUGCCUAUUCGCUUUAUUUCUAAUCAAAACAAAUUGUUUGGAUUUUUUUAGCUGUCAUCUUGCCAGCUACUAUAGUCAUUUUGAAUAAAACAUCAGAUUCAAGAA